Molecule: messenger RNA, 939 nt
Organism: Drechmeria coniospora
Lineage: Eukaryota; Fungi; Ascomycota; Sordariomycetes; Hypocreales; Ophiocordycipitaceae
Exons: 2
Coding region: 1-939 (312 amino acids)
Source: RefSeq, a predicted model, not a curated record
AUGGACCCAACCCGACGGUCAGCCCUGGCCCGGCUGCCUGCUCUCCGCCUCGUCGGUCAACAGCGGAUGGCGCUCAUUGUUCAGCCGUGCAUCGGCCUUGGCUUCGACAUCGUCGCCGGUACCGGUGUAGAGGACGUAAUGCUGAAGGAUGAAGACGCUGUCGUAGACCAUGCUCGCGUUCCCGAGGGCAAACUUGACGGGGUUGCCGGUGAUGCCGCUCCAGUCGCGCUGCUGCCAGCUAUCGAUGCCCUGCUGGGAGAUGCUCAGGAUGCCGCCGGCGAGGUCGAGGAGGACCUGCCAGAUGCUCCAGCCGCGCGUGCUCCUGUUGCGGGCGUUGGUGACGAUCUGGGGCGUGUACUUGAUGAGGGUGAUGAAGAGCUUGACGUAGCCGAGGGCAUAGACGACGUCGAGGGCGCACCAGUCGGAGGCGGGAUCGACAUGGCCCGCGGAGGAGGCGGUGGAGCUGACGACGAGGCAGGUGACGGCGACGCCGGCGACGCAGCCAAGGAAGACACCGACGAUGAAGCGGCUCGGCCGAGCGCCGACGGUCGGGGCGAAGCGCCACAGGGGGUGGGCGAGGAACGAGUACUGCGAGACCGUGACGAGGGAGAGAACGGUGGCGUGCAGGGCGAAAAUGAUGUCGUUGAACUGAACCGUCGGCGUCAGGCCACGGUUGCGGGCGGCGUACUGUUCGCGGACGACGGGGGAGUAGUAGAAGGCGAGGUUGGAGGCCAGGGGGAAGAGGGAGAUGCCGCGGAAGAGGAAGAGCUGGAGGAGGAGGAAGGGGUGGUGGAAGAGGACGAGGUGCGUACCCAAGACGUUGACCAGAGGAAAGUCGACGGUGGUGCCGCUGGUGGAACGGCGGUGCCAGUUGAGCAGCGGUUGUGGGUAAAAGCUCAGGCUCCAGCAGAAGGUGUAGAUCCAGCCGAAGAGGGCUGA